UUGGCGAAUAUGGCACUUUGUACAAAAAAAUAAUACACUCGUACGGUAAAGCGAUGAAAAUGAUGUAUUAAAUAGUGAUUUUCGCUUCAAAAUGCGCCAUUUAAUUCGUUGAAACUGUGUGUACCGGUUGUUUGUUCACCUCUGAAGAUCGUUCCGAAGUCAAGGAAAAUACUGCACAUCGCAUCGUAUUUGCUUUCAUCAAGAUCUCUUUAUGUUGUGAAACCAUCAUCAAACCAUGUCUUCUGUCCCUCUCGAUCGGGAUAACUUCUUUAGGCGGAUGAAACGCCUAUACACGGCUUGGAAAGAAGGCAAAACUGAAUGUGGAGAACCGUUUCCUAAAGUUGAUUCGAUUUGUGCCCCGGUUGGUAGCGAUGACUACGUUCUAUAUUGUAAAUCGCUUUCGCUCCAGAUAUGGUUACUCGGGUACGAUAUCAACGAUGUUAUUAUGAUAUUCUCCGAGAAUUCCAUUCACUUUUUGGCGAGCAAGAAGAAAAUCGAGUUCUUACGUCAAGUAGAGCAACACAAAAAUAAAAGCUCCAUCCCGCCUAUCAAGUUAUACGUCCGGAAUAAAGAUAGCCCGGAGAAGGAAAACUUCGAUAAACUGAUCGCCGCAUUGACAGCUAGUGGUAAAGGAAAAACAUUAGGUAUAUUUGUCAAAGACAAUUUUCCCGGACCACUAGUCGAAUCAUGGAAGAAAGCUUUAAAGGAACACAGUUUUGAAAACGUUGAUAUUAGUAAUGCUUUGGCCAGCUUAUUGAGCGUCAAGGAGGAAAAUGAGCUAUCUCUUAUUAAAAAAGCAUGCCAGGUCAGUGUCGACGUUUACCAUAAAUACUUGAGAGACCAAAUCAUGGAUAUCAUCGACUCGGAUAAAAAAGUGAAACAUUCGAAAUUAGCCGAUGGAGUCGAGAACGCCAUAACAGAUAAGAAAUACGCGGGCAGCAACGUAGACACGAGCCAGUUGGCCACAUGUUACCCGCCUAUUAUUCAAAGUGGCGGUAACUACAGCUUGAAAUUCUCUGCCCAGAGCGAUCAAAAAAAUCUUCACUUCGGAGUAAUUAUAUGUUCCUUAGGAGCUAGAUACAAAAUGUACUGCUCUAAUAUUAUCAGAACGUUACUGGUGAACCCUAAUGAUUCAGUACAGGAAAACUAUAGCUUCCUGGUGGAUCUCCAAGAACAUCUUAUUUCGGUUUUGAAAUCCGGUAGCAGAUUAUGCGACGUUUAUAAUAGCGGUAUUGAUUUCGCUCGUGAAAAGAAACCCUCGCUGGUUGAACAUUUAACAAAGAAUUUCGGCUUCGUUACUGGUAUCGAAUUCCGUGAAAAUUCUCUCUCUAUUACGUCCAAGACGACAGCAACUGCUAAAAAAUCCCAAGUGUAUAAUUUAUGCGUCGGUUUAUCCAACCUCGUUAACAAAGAUGCUGAUAGUAAAGAGAAUAAAAACUAUUCCCUAUUUAUUGGAGACACUGUCGUCGUAAAUGAGGACGGUCCAGCUACCGUAUUAACUAAUUCCAAAAAACGAAUCAAAAACGUCGGAAUAUUUUUAAAAGAAGAAUCGGAAGAGGACGAAGAAGAAAGUGAAAAAGAAAACGAACCGCAACAGCAACAGAUUCUCGGACGUGGUAAACGAACCGCUGUAUUGGAAUCUAAAUUGAGACAAGAUACUUCCAGUGAAGAAAAAAGAAAACAACACCAGAAAGAAUUGGCGGUUAGAUUAAACGAUCAAGCUCGUCAACGUCUAUCAGAACAGUCCAGUGGAACUCAAUCUGAGAAGGUCAGAAAAUCCAACGUGUCUUAUAAAAAUCACGAACAAAUGCCUGCUGAAAUCGAAGUAAAACAGCUCAAAAUAUUCGUCGACAAGAAAUACGAAACCGUCAUAUUACCUAUUUUCGGUCUACCUGUACCCUUCCAUAUAUCAACGAUAAAGAAUAUCUCUCAGAGCGUCGAAGGUGACUACACCUACUUGCGUAUCAACUUCUUCCAUCCUGGAGCCACGAUGGCCAGAGGAGAAGGAUCACAGUUCUCUCAUCCGGAUGCUACAUUUGCGAAAGAAGUUACUUAUCGUAGUACAAAUUUACGUGAACCUGGCGAAACAACGGCCCCAUCUGCGAACCUGAACAACGCCUUCCGGCUGAUUAAAGAAGUACAAAAGAAAUUCAAAACCAGAGAAGCCGAAGAAAAAGAAAAAGAAGAUUUGGUUAAACAAGAUACUUUGAUUAUUUCAUCGAAUAAAGGAAACCCCAAGUUGAAAGAUUUAUACAUGAGGCCUACUAUUGUGAAUAAAAGAAUGACCGGUUCCUUGGAAGCUCACGUGAAUGGUUUCCGAUACACGUCGGUUCGAGGAGAUAAAGUAGAUAUAUUGUAUAAUAAUAUUAAACACGCGUUUUUCCAACCUUGUGACGGUGAAAUGAUCAUAUUGUUGCAUUUCCAUUUGAAAAAUGCCAUUAUGUUCGGUAAAAAGAAACAUCUCGACGUACAGUUCUAUACCGAAGUAGGAGAAAUAACCACAGAUUUAGGAAAACAUCAGCAUAUGCACGAUCGUGACGAUCUCGCCGCUGAGCAAGCCGAAAGAGAACUUCGUGUAAAGUUGAAAACAGCUUUCAAAAGCUUUACUGAAAAAGUCGAAUCAGCGACCAAACAAGAAAUUGAAUUUGACACUCCAUUCCGAGAACUUGGAUUCCCCGGAGCACCAUACAGAAGUACUGUUUUACUACAGCCGACCAGUGGUUGUCUGGUCAAUUUAACGGAAUGGCCUCCUUUCGUCAUUACCCUAGAGGACGUCGAACUUGUUCAUUUUGAACGUGUACAAUUCCAUUUGAAAAAUUUCGACAUGGUAUUCGUAUUCAAAGAUUAUCAUACGAAAGUCGUAAUGGUGAACGCUAUUCCGAUGAAUAUGCUCGAUCAUGUUAAAGAAUGGUUGAAUCAAUGUGACAUAAGAUACUGGGAAGGUUCGCAGUCAUUGAAUUGGCCCAAGAUUAUGAAAACCAUCAUCGAAGAUCCGGAACAAUUUUUCGAAACUGGAGGAUGGACUUUCUUAGACCCAGAAUCGGAUAACGAAGCAGCAGGCGCCGCUGACGAAUCGAGCGACGAAGACGAAGCCUACGAACCUACCGAUGUGGAAAGCGUCGAUGAUGAAUCAGACGAAGACUCGGAGGAGUAUUCAGAAGCGUCGGAAGAUUCCGACACCGGAGAAGAAGAACUCGACUCGAGCGAAGAAUCCGGCAAAGACUGGUCGGACUUGGAACGUGAAGCAGAGGCAGACGAUCGUCAACGAGUUGGUAACUUCGAAGACGAAUACUCAUCGCGUCCGAAAAGCAGCAAAGGUCAUCAUCGAUCGCCGCCCAAGAAAUCGUCUCGCGAUCACGACAAGCACCAUCAUAAGUCGUCUCAUUCGUCAUCGCAUUCGUCUUCGAAUCAUCGUUCGUCGCAUUCGUCGUCGAAUCAUCAUUCGUCUUCGCGAUCCUCACAUCAUUCUUCGUCUCAUAAAUCCUCAUCGUCGCAUCAUUCGUCGUCGAAAAAGAAGCAUUAACUUAUAUGUGUAACCUUGUACUGCGCUUCGGAGGUUAAAUUAUUAAUUGUAAUUUGUAUUAUUGAUGAUAGUUUUUUUUUUUUUUUUUUUUUUUUUUUUUAAAUAAUUUAUGUUUAAUAAUAAUUUUUUUAAAAAAACAAUGUAGAAGAAAUGUUUUAUCCUACGAAGCGUUUGUUAGUUUUUUUUUUGUCAUUUCAGUGUAACGAAUAACGAAGAAUAUUGCCAGUAUA
Messenger RNA from Planococcus citri (citrus mealybug), 3753 nucleotides. RefSeq names its product SPT16 homolog, facilitates chromatin remodeling subunit dre4 (gene dre4). Gene Ontology annotation, cellular component: FACT complex. Bases 236 to 3523 code for a protein of 1095 amino acids. The record is from RefSeq and is a predicted model, not a curated record. NCBI's taxonomy places the organism in Eukaryota, Metazoa, Arthropoda, Insecta, Hemiptera, Pseudococcidae. Gene Ontology annotation, biological process: transcription elongation by RNA polymerase II. The transcript has 19 exons. Gene Ontology annotation, molecular function: nucleosome binding.